Messenger RNA from Lathyrus oleraceus (garden pea), 2252 nucleotides. Its product is annotated as scarecrow-like protein 21. The transcript is spliced from 2 exons. Lineage: Eukaryota; Viridiplantae; Streptophyta; Magnoliopsida; Fabales; Fabaceae. The coding region runs from base 422 to 2071 and encodes 549 amino acids. The record is from RefSeq and is a predicted model, not a curated record.
UAUUAAUUUGACAGAAUACAAGACUUUCUUUCUUGGUGUCCAUAUAAAAAUACCACAAACACUUCAAAGUGGACCAAACCAAAACCAAAACCAAAACAACCUUUGUGUUUUACCAUCUGCUCCCAUGUUUUUCUCCAACCUCAUAACAUAACAUCCUUAUCCUAUAUUCAUUCACUUUCACCUUCAGUUCAACUUGGUCAAGUUCUUGUUUCGGAUCAUCUUUCUUAAGAAUAGCUCGUGUUUCCGUAUACUGUAUACUCCUGUUGCUAAAAAAGUUUGAGUUCAUCAUUUGUCGACGACGAAGUUAGUUACUGGCAUAUCUUGUUCCGAAAAAAGAAAGGCUAUUGGAAAAUUUCUUGGGUGUUUGUGCAAGAAAAAUCAAUCGGUAGUUCUCGUGUAUUGAAGAACUUGUUACUUCUCAAUGCAAACAUCACAGAAACAUGAAAUUUCGUUCGGCUGUGACACGUUCUACGUUGAGCCUGUGCAGAAUAUCGAGUCAUAUUGCUUACCUUCCGGUGAGAAUCUUGACAACUAUUCUUCCUCCGAUAACAGCAGUCGAACAUUCUAUCCUUCUCAUCAGACUCUAGAACCGUAUAGCGCCCAUGAAUCUGCUUCAACUAGUAAUAACAGUUUCCCUUACCAAAAUUCUCCGACCACUCUCAGUUUCUCUCGGAACAAUAGUCCGGUGUCGAAGCUGGAGUCGAAUUCACGCGUGAUAAGCCAACAAAAUUCUCUUGAAUUUGUUAAUGGUUCACCUGAGGACGACGAUUCUUACUUGACACAACAUGAUUUUGAUGACCUCAGGCAUAAGAUACAAGAGCUCAAAUCUGCUAUGCUCGGACCGAAUGCAGAUAUGCUAGAUUUGUACGAUACUGAAAUUCGAGAAGAGUCUGGUUCGUUCUCGUUAGAGGCGGAAAACUGGAAGAGAAAUGUUGAGAUGGUAUCGAGAGGGGACUUGAAAGAAAUGCUUUAUACUUGUGCAAAAGCAGUAGCUGUGAAUGAUAUGGACACAAUUGAAUGGAUGGUUACCGAGUUACGCAAAAUCGUAUCCAUUUCAGGAAGUCCAAUCCAACGAUUGGGAGCGUACAUGUUGGAGGCUCUUGUUUCCAGGAUGGCUUCUUCCGGAAGUACAAUCUACAAAUCGUUAAAAUGUAGCGAGCCUACCGGUAAUGAACUACUUUCCUACAUGCAUGUACUUUAUGAAAUAUGUCCGUACUUUAAGUUUGGGUAUAUGUCGGCAAAUGGAGCGAUUGCGGAAGCUAUGAAGGACGAAAGUGAAAUACACAUAAUUGAUUUUCAAAUUGCACAAGGGACUCAGUGGGUGAGCCUAAUUCAGGCUCUUGCUCGCCGGCCUGAAGGACCCCCGAAGAUCAGAAUAACGGGUAUUGAUGACUCGUAUUCAGCUUACGCCCGCGGUGGCGGUGUUGAUAUAGUGGGGGAAAGGUUAUCUGCACUUGCACAGUCGUGUCAUGUUCCUUUCGAGUUCCAUGCUGUUAGAGUUUCCGCUUCUGAGGUCCAACUAGAAGACUUUGAACUUCGACCUUACGAAGCCGUGGCGGUGAAUUUUGCCAUUAUGCUACACCAUGUGCCAGAUGAAACCGUGAACAUUCAUAAUCAUCGCGACAGGCUGUUGCAUUUGGCUAAAUAUUUCGCUCCUAAGGUGGUGACUCUAGUCGAGCAAGAAUUCAACACCAACAACGCCCCGUUCUUGCAGCGUUUUGCCGAGACAAUGAACUACUACUCAGCCGUCUACGAAUCAAUCGACGUCGUUCUUCCAAGGGAUCACAAAGAGAGGAUUAACGUCGAACAGCACUGUCUGGCUCGAGAAGUUGUCAACUUAGUAGCCUGCGAAGGGGAAGAAAGAGUGGAACGUCACGAGCUUCUAACUAAGUGGAAAACACGUUUCGCAAGGGCUGGAUUCACGCCUUAUCCGUUGAGCUCGUUCAUCAACUCUUCAAUCAAGAAUCUUCUGGAUAGCUACCGCGGACAUUACACUCUAGAAGAGAGAGAUGGUGCACUAUAUCUAGGUUGGAUGAAUCAAGCUCUUAUUGCUUCUUGUGCGUGGAGAUGAAGAGUCCAAUGACAGUUCAGUUUUGUUAAUGCAGGUUUUUAUGUUAGACUAUGUAUCAUUCUCCUAUAUAGAUUUUGUCUUUUUUAUUACAGUCAAAUAACUGUGUUGUAAAAGAGAAUCCUAAAACUUUGUCACAAAUAGUAGUAACAACAUAAUGGAUUAUAUAGUUAUAUAUGUUGAA